UGUGUCCGUGUGUGCGUGCGAGCUGCACCUGUUGCUUUUGAAACAUCGUCGUCGUCGUUGCGAAAAUCGUCGCGCCAAAUGUGUGUCAGUGUGUGCGCGUAAGUGUGCUACACAGAGAGUGCGAUACCGAAAAAAUAAAUAACUGAGGCUGCCGAUGGUACCGUAGGCGAGAUUCGUCGUAGCUACAUUUUAACGUCGUCAUCGUCGUCGUCGACGCCGCCGGGGGAGCGUAUCGCCGGCUCAGCGGAGCGUAGAAAAUUCGACAGAUCGACCAUGUUCUGCGAGGCAGCGAGCUUCUGCAAAAGCUCUCGAAGGACCGUCUUCGUCGUAGUCGCCAGCUCCUGCGAGUAUCAUUGUCAUUAGAAGCCCGUUGAACAAAAACCCUCACCGAAGAAUCCGCUCCGAGCAGCAGCAUGACGUCGAACGAUAGCCAGGACUACGGCGCGUACAGCUACAACGACACGAGCGGCGGCCCAGGCGGCUACCUCUACAACGGCAGCAGCGCCAUCGACUGCGACGCCCACAUGCCGAUCAUCACCACCCUCCAUCAGAUCCUCUACUCGAUCAUCUGCAUCGUCGGUCUGCUGGGCAACAGCCUCGUCAUCUACGUGGUGCUGCGCUUCUCCAAGAUGCAGACCGUCACCAAUACCUACAUCGUCAAUCUCGCGAUCGCGGACGAGUGCUUCCUGAUCGGCAUCCCUUUUCUCGUGGCGACGAUGAGCCUCAACAUCUGGCCCUUCGGCAAGAUCAUGUGCAAGGCCUACAUGACGACGACGAGCGUCAAUCAGUUCACCUCGAGCAUCUUCCUGUUCAUCAUGAGCGCCGAUCGCUACAUCGCCGUCUGCCAUCCGAUCUCGUCGCCCAAGCUGCGCACGCCCUUCAUCUCCAAGAUGGUCUCGCUCACCGCCUGGAUCACCAGCGUCGUGUUCAUGGUGCCGGUCUUCCUCUACGCCAACACGAUGGAGUCGUUGAGCGGCGACAUCAUCACCUGCAACAUCUUCUGGCCCAACGACCACGGCAGCCAGACGACCUUCACCCUCUACAGCUUCGUGCUCGGCUUCGCCAUACCGCUCACGCUCAUCUUCAUCUUCUACUUCCUGGUGAUCAGGAAGCUCAAGACCGUCGGCCCCAAGAACAAGUCCAAGGAGAAGAAGCGCUCGCAUCGCAAGGUGACGCGCCUCGUGCUCACCGUCAUCACCGUCUACGUGAUCUGCUGGGCGCCCUACUGGUUCACCCAGAUGGCCCUCAUCUACACGGAGCCCAACCAGUGCCAGUCGCGCAUCACCAUCACGAUCUUCCUGCUGGCGGGCUUCCUCAGCUACUCCAACAGCGCCAUGAACCCGAUCCUCUACGCCUUUCUCAGCGACAACUUCAAGAAGAGCUUCCUCAAGGCGUGCACCUGCGCCGCCGGCCAGGACGUCAACGCCACCCUCCACAACGAGAACAGCGUGUUCCCUCACCGACGCAAGCUGGGCGGCGGCGGCGUCGGUGGUGGUUUCGGUGGUGGAGGCGCUGGAGGCGCCAACCUCGAUAUUCGUCAUCAGGCCAACAAGCUCACCAUCUCCACGGCCAACUCGAAGAACGACGACGACGAGGCCGAGAACGAGCGGGGACUGCUCAUCAGCAAGACGUCCACCACCACCGUGACGAUGACGUCGCGCUCCAACGUCACGGCCUCGAGCGUCGACUCCAAGGAGUCGCCCGACAAUACCCAGCUCAGGGAGAAGGCGACGCAGGGCGCCAAGAACAACGGCGCCCAGGCCACCUUGCUGACUCAGGUCUAACGCGUUACUCUUACUUGUGCGUUAAUUCGACGUUUUGAUUCGACCAAGUUUCGAGGCGUUUCAAUGAUCUAAUGUACAUAUUACAUCGGUCGCAUAUGCAUACCAUAUAAGUGAGCGAACAGUGCGUGGGUGUGAUAAUUACCUUGUAUACUAUACCUUCGAGACUAUACAAUUUUGUAAUGGAUAUAAAAUAUAAGUAAGAAAUCGAGCAACUGGUUUGCGUGUGAAAAUGAAAUGUGUUUAUCAAGAGUGGUUUGAUGCUAUUGUUUUCCCUUAUCUCUCGAUGAAAACUGCUUGAAACUUCUAAAAUAAUUUAAAGAUUUUUUUUUUUUAAUCGUAAAAUGGUUGAUUUACAUAAUGCAUAAUUUGAAAAAUUGAUGUAGCUUUCGCCCCCAGCCGAAUUUUAACUUGAUAUAACAUUUCGGAUUAAAAUAUUCCAUUUUAUCGAGUGUACGAUAAUACGACGAUGAGACGAUGCACGACGAAGAAAAUUUUCUCGGAUAUUGCAGGUUACUUUGUACGAGAAGCGUACACAUAAUAAAAAUUGAUACAAUAUUUAUUCGAGUUACUACGGUUACUUUUUUAUAUUGAAACAUUUUAAUUACGAAGCGAAAACAUUGACUGUUGUUCAAUUGUAAAUAUAAAUAUAGAUAUUAUAAUUAAAAGCGUUCUAAUGAUCUAAAAAGCGAUUAUUAACGUUAUACUAUAUUUUGUAUAAAAUUGUGUCCGUCUUUGAAACAAAAAAGAUGCGAGUGGAAUUUUAUUGUGUGAAAUUAUAUUAUAAAAUCCUGGCGAGAAUUUCAGAAAAAAUUUCGAGAGUAAGUAAUGUGAAAGUUAUAUCCCAAAGAGAGCUUUAAAACAAUUUUUUGUAAAAUAUAAAAGAUAAAUAAAAAUCUAACGUUGUUCACGAUAAUUAUAAAUUUUUAAUAAACAGUUGAGUUGAGAUUGUGCCACUCUAAGUACUACGUUUAAACUAAAAAAAAUUACAAGUAAGGGUAUGAACAGACGGGACGAUUAAAAUAAAGUAUUUUGUGUAUCAUAAUAUUACAUGUAUCAUAAUAGAAUUAAAAAAAAAAAAAACUCAUAUAGUCCGAAUGUAAGUAAAUAAAAAAUGAGCCGUGUUUCAUAAAUAAAUUUCUUGCUGUUGAAUAUGUAACAUCCCGAAUAAAACCAACUAACGACCCAUAUACGUUCGACUACAUGCUAUGGACAUAGAUAUAAAUAUGUAACACACUUUUGUACAAAGGAAAUGGUUUAAAUUUAUAA
Molecule: messenger RNA, 3050 nt
Organism: Trichogramma pretiosum
Lineage: Eukaryota; Metazoa; Arthropoda; Insecta; Hymenoptera; Trichogrammatidae
Product: somatostatin receptor type 2-like
Exons: 3
Coding region: 414-1784 (456 amino acids)
Biological process (GO): G protein-coupled receptor signaling pathway
Cellular component (GO): membrane; neuron projection
Molecular function (GO): peptide binding; somatostatin receptor activity
Source: RefSeq, a predicted model, not a curated record